Messenger RNA from Orycteropus afer afer, 660 nucleotides. RefSeq names its product telomere repeat binding bouquet formation protein 2 (gene TERB2). Gene Ontology annotation, biological process: meiotic attachment of telomere to nuclear envelope; homologous chromosome pairing at meiosis. Gene Ontology annotation, cellular component: nuclear inner membrane. The transcript has 7 exons. The record is from RefSeq and is a predicted model, not a curated record. NCBI's taxonomy places the organism in Eukaryota, Metazoa, Chordata, Mammalia, Tubulidentata, Orycteropodidae. Bases 1 to 660 code for a protein of 219 amino acids.
AUGUUCCAAGGGCAGCGGGGUUGGUUCUGUGGCAGCGUUAGCCCGGAUCUGAGGCAGCUGUGGGUGGCAGAAGGGGGGACAAUCAGUGACUCACGGUCCGCAGACUUCUUAUUCAGCUGUGACGCCUCACACCCAGACACACUGAGAAUAUAUCAGAGCCUCGAUUACAUAGAAGAUAAUGCUACAGUUUUUCAUGCCUACUAUCUCUCUGCAGCAGCUAAUGCUGAAAUUAAAAACUCAGUGGCUUUGGGUCAUUUCGUUCUUCCUCCUACCUGCCUGCAAAAAGAAAUAAGAAGAAAAAUUGGUAAUUUUAUUUGGGAAGACCAACAUUCCUCGAUAGAAAAGCAUGAUGAAGUAACACCAAAUGAAAUACAGACUAUUAAGGAAAGCAGUGAACUAGCAACAGAGAAAAAAGAAUUAUCCAAAAGCACAGAAAAGCAUUGUAAAAGGACUCCGGUUGUAGAAAAGCAGAUGUACUUCCCUCUUCAGAAUUAUCCAGUGAACAACAUGGUAACAGGUUAUAUAUCAGUUGAUGCCAUGAAGAAAUUCCUUGGGGAGCUACAUGACUUCAUUCCUGGAAGCUCAGGAUAUUUAGCAUACCAUGUUCAAAAUGAAAUUAACAUGUCUGCUAUAAAGAACAAAUUAAAGAGGAAAUACUAA